AUGUUUGCAGAUGACACCGUGAUCUGUGCCACGCAGGUCAGCCCCUCCGAGCUGCAGGACCUGUUUCAGACCACCUCCUCCAAUAUCUUCCAGAUCAACGCCAACGUCGUCACAUUAGAGAAGAACCUUCAGUCACUGGGAACAUCGAGAGACACAGCAGAACUACGACAGAGUCUACACUCCACUCAGCAGCAAACCAACAAAGUCAUCACCAGCACCAGCCAACUCAUCAAACAGCUCUCUGAUAUAAUCAGUGGCUCCUCACGGCAAGACCGUCUGCGCCUGACCAGACUGAAGGCUGAGCUGUCGGAGUCUGUGCAGCGCUAUGGAGACCUGCAGAAGAAGAUUGCCCAGCGCUCCAGGGCUCUGCUCCCCCCGGCUCAGGCAGAGAAGAAGAAGAGUCCUCAGACGCCGUCCGCCGAGCUGCUGGACGGUCCCCUGUUUGGAGAAGCAGACGGCUCCGACGGAGGAGAGCAGGCCUUCCUCUCCGAGAUCAGCGAGGAGGACGUGGAGGUGCUUCAUCAGCGGGAGGAGGCGCUGCUGCAGAUCGAGAGAGACAUGCUGGACGUCAGUCAGAUCAUGAAGGACCUGGCCAGCAUGGUCCACGAGCAGGGGGACGCCAUCGAUAGCAUCGAAGAUUACAUCCAGACCGCAUCGUCCAACGUGGAGUCAGCCAAUCAGGAGCUUGCCAAGGCCAACCAGUACCAGAGGCAGCUGAGGAAGAGGAAGUGCUACCUGCUGGUGGCUGGAGCCGUCGUCCUCACCAUCCUCAUCAUCAUCAUCGCCGUUUCAGCACGAAAAUGAGACGAA
This is a messenger RNA of Salarias fasciatus (jewelled blenny), 810 nucleotides long. It is a transcript of the gene tsnare1, whose product is annotated as T-SNARE Domain Containing 1. The transcript has 10 exons. Gene Ontology annotation, cellular component: membrane; SNARE complex; endomembrane system. Bases 1 to 804 code for a protein of 267 amino acids. The record is from RefSeq and is a predicted model, not a curated record. Gene Ontology annotation, molecular function: SNAP receptor activity; SNARE binding. Gene Ontology annotation, biological process: vesicle fusion; intracellular protein transport; vesicle-mediated transport. NCBI's taxonomy places the organism in Eukaryota, Metazoa, Chordata, Actinopteri, Blenniiformes, Blenniidae.